Molecule: messenger RNA, 6150 nt
Organism: Theileria equi strain WA
Lineage: Eukaryota; Apicomplexa; Aconoidasida; Piroplasmida; Theileriidae
Exons: 1
Coding region: 1-6150 (2049 amino acids)
Source: RefSeq, a predicted model, not a curated record
AUGGAUAUUUUACCGGUUGUGAACAUAUAUAAUAGAUGUAAUAGAGUAUGUAGAUGUAAAGGAGGCAAAUACUUAACCGCAAAAGCGGGAACGGUAGGAAAUACGGAUUUUAGAUAUUGCACUCAUAAAGCCAAACCAACUGUUAAGAUUUCAGGUGCUACUUGGAAAAGUAUAGAAAUAGAAAGAGUAGGGUAUGCUCACCCAUUUGAUCUGGCAGAUUCCAUAACCACGUAUUUCCACUCUAGAUUCGAUGGUAAACAAGGUUUUAUCAAGAAGCCUCUCCUCAUAAGGGUUAGAGAUAGUGCAGGAAAAACACAUUGGUUUGAAAAUGUUGGACAUUAUGCUAAUAAGAAAUGGAAAAGGAUUGAUAGAGAGGCAUGGUAUGGCAGUUAUCCUGAAAAUGACAAAUAUAGCUCAAAGAAUGAUUUUACAGAUAAGUUAAAGAAAAUUUCAUGCAGAUUAUUUGUAUCUCAUGCUGUAAGGAUAAACUCUGAUGGGAAUAAUCAGAAUGAUUAUCAAUGUCCAAUAUGUAACCAACCAGUUAAUGUCACAGUUAAAAAUGACAUUCCGUCAAAGAUACUUGGAUAUACCAAGUAUGAAUUUACUGGAACACUUUCAGAUAAGUCCAUACUGGCAUACAAAGAUAACCAGAUUACCUACAGGAGACAAAACAAAGGAUUCCCAGGCUAUUACCUUCCAAUACAACUUGAGGAAUAUAAUGUUAAGAGUGUUAACGUUUACUACUGGGAUGGUGACAUUCAACGGGAAAAUCCACUUCUAAUCGAGGUGGAACUAAACAAUGGAAUCUCAUACUGGUUUGAGAAUAUAACAAAUGAUGUAAAACAUGAUAAAUGGAAACCAAUCUGGAAAAUAGGAUCCCAUGAAUACAUUGAUUAUAUUUCAAAGAUUAAGGAGAAACUCAGUGUUCUGAACUGCAUAUAUAACAAAACGGUGCAGAUAAAUAUUGGGGAGAAGAAAAACUGUCACGAAUCAAAACAUUAUUUACACAAGAAUAGAAUACGCUAUGGGUAUAGUGAGGCUAUCGGCACAGAUCCUGUUCUUUAUGCGUAUAGAUACGGACCAAGUCUAAGCUCUGAAGAAACGCCUUUCAACAUAUCUGAGGUUGUCGUUAAUGGCUUACCACAAAGCUUCAAGGAGAAGCCUCUGCCAUCUAGGAGUGUUACUAAUUUUAUGACAUUUGUGUCACCAUGCGACAAGGACAAACCAUUUCUUAUUUGUGUAGAAACUGGUUCUAGUGUUAAAGCCAGGAGUGGAAAAAACUAUGCAUGGUACUAUAGAAAAACAAAUGGGAAUGACUGGAGGGUGUACCCCAAAUUUACUUGCCAGUCUCCUGAAAAUGUUAUAUACGGACUUAAAGACCUGUUGGAAAGUGCUAGAGCUACUCUAGGUUUGAGACCAUGUCACAUGGAGACUUCUGCGGAUGGUGUUCAGCUUGACAUUACAAAAAUUCCAGAACAAGGAAAAAACUUCCGUGAAUAUCGUGAUGACUCUAAUCCAAAAAAGAAAGUUCCAAUUUUUGUUACAAAGUCUAAGGAUACUCCUUUAGCCAACUUUUUCAAGAAUUCCCACAGGCCAGCUACUAAUAAGAGAUUUUUUGUUGUACAGCAGCAUUUAGUUGGUGGAGAUAAAAUAGGAUCAAGUAAAAAGAUAUCUGCUAUAGAGACCUUUAAUGUAUACUUUUGGGAAGGAAAUACCACUAGGCCUAUAAUUAUUGAAGUUAAAAGGAACGGUGAACCAGAUACAAGGUACUAUGGUAAAGGAGACAGUGUAGGUUCAUCCUGGCUAUCUGGUAGUAACCAGGGAAGAAGUUUAUUACAGUCUUUGGAUCACUGGAAUUGUGAGAAUAACAAUGCUAUUCCUAUAGAGCUAACAGAACCAACAAAUCUUACAAGUUUCUAUGGUAAAAAAGGAUCUACCUGUUUACAAAAUAACUUUAUAACUUUGCAUGGAUCACUAUCCCUUCCAAAAGAUGCAGAAAGGAUUUAUGAAGCAACAUCCUAUAAUGUUAAUGUCGGUAAAAGAAUUUCUAGACUUACUUAUGAUAAUAAUCCCACUAAUAUUGUCCCCUUAUAUGACUACGGGAUAACCUUGAAUAUUUACCAUUGGACUAAAAGCUCUAGAGUACCUCUUCUGGUUGAGUUUAAGCCAAAGGAUGGAGGACAAUCUGAUUGGUAUGAAAAUCUCAGUAGAGAGAGUACUAAAUGGAAACCAGUUGGUAAGAAAGAAGUGGAUGGAUUUUAUGAUAAUAAAAAGGGCCUUACCGAGAAUUUAACCAAGAAGCUUCAUGAGGUUAACUGCAGAAUACAUGGUGUUAUUCAAAUAGAUGUAUCUAGGACAACCAAAGAGCCUUAUUGUCAUAGUUCUGGAUAUGUACAUGAGAAGAUGAUUAUGGUUACUUCAGAGCCAAAGUCCGCAUAUCCAGGUUUCACGGGUUACGAACAUACUCCAGUUGACCCCCUUAAGGCUUUGACAGUAUCUUCAUUUUACAAUGGAAACGAUAAACAAGAAGUUACUGACAUAGACUUUCCUCUUGAAAAUGUUGAAAAGGUCAUCGUAUAUUUCCCAAAUUGUGCGGGAGGAUAUCCAGUUGCAAUGCGCAUCUACCAGGACGGAAGAAAUGAAAAGUGGUUAAAGAGAGAAGAGAAUGAUAAUUGGAGAAAAUCUACCACUGAGUUUGAAAAUAAAGAUGGAGUAGAGACUAAAAUCCUUCUAGAUGGUAUCAAAAAUAGUACAAAUGCGUGCACUCAACCUCCUUUGCAAACUCCCCGAGGACCUAAUCCAGGAGGAACUAGUAGUUCUGGUCAACAAUUUUAUACGAGUAAUAAUGAUACACAAGGAGUUUCUGAACCCUUUGUAGAUGUUCCAGAUGAGAAGUUUGCCUUGGAUAAAAUAUUUGAUAGUUUUGUUAACCUGGACUAUGAACAAAACAGUUUUGGCGAUUUUGUCAGACUAGACGAUGAACAUGAAGAUCAGAGAAUUGUAGAAGAACAGAAUAGAGUUACUUUUGUUAGUGUAUCUGCGUCAAUCCCGUCAGUUACUACUUUUACAACUCCUGGUGUUGGUGCUAUUACUCUACUUCCAACGCCUAAUGUUAUAAUUGACAUAAAUAUGGAUAUUAAAGGGGAUAAUUAUACUUAUACAGUAAAGAACAGUGGUGAAGUUUGUUUACAGAAGGGAGAGUAUCCAGAUAUAUCUGACUUCUAUAUGUUUACACAUGAAGCAUCUGAUGAUAUUCCUUUCAAGGUUGACGAAGUAAUAUUUGGAUCAAGCGGUGAUAUUCCAGAUAUUAUACCAAAGGAGAAAGUGGCUAGUUACUCCGUGUGGUAUUGGAAACAUGAUAACGGAAUGAAAAACCCACUCAUCAUUGAGAUAGCAAAUAGUGCUGGAAAGUAUAAAUACGACUCUAGCAAAGACAACUGGAAAAGUUGGAGCGGUGCCCAAGAAAAGAAUAAACUGGAAGGUGAAGAACUAGAGAAGGAAUUGGAUGACGUCAAUUGUCGACUCAACAAAGUGGUUACCAUGGAUCUAUCAUCAGGAACUAGGGACAAUGGAUCAUAUUGUUGUGGUAAGGUUGGAGUCGAUUUCAGGUCUAUUCAAAUAGGCAAUUCCAGUAUAUUAACCUACUACGUUCAUUCCAUUAAAGGAACAACGAAUAGACUUGCCAAGAUAAAGUACUAUAUUGCCAAUGACCCCAAUAGAAAACGUAUAAAUUCUAAUGAAUUAAAAUUCCCAAUCUCUGGUGUAAAGAGUGUCUCUGUAUUUUACUGUCAAGAUAAACCAGCACCAAUAUAUAUAGAUCCUCAAGGGGGUCAACCUAAAUCAGACUUUAAGGGGUGGUAUAAAAGAGGGAAUGAUGACGAAGCUCAAUGGAUAAAUGUAUCUACUGAUCUAUCUAAUGUAACACCAAAUAAUGUUGGGAAUAACUGUGAUAGUUUCAAUAAAAUUACAAAGAUACUAAGAACAGUCGGGUGUAAGCAACUGGUAGACUGCUACACGAGUCCUAGCACUGUAGAUUAUGGUGGUUCAACAGUUGUAGUCCCUGUAGUUCUACCUGAUUCACAAGUAACCAUUUAUCUCUCAAAAAACAAAAAGGUAAAGAGUGACGGUACUACUCAUUACUACCAAGAUUCUACUGGAAAGAAAAGCAUUAGUGUUAAAAGAUCUCCAUAUCCUACUGAACAGGGAUAUAGUGCAAACUUCUACGACUACAAACAUAAGCUUGAAAAUGGUGGGGAAAAGUUCAUACUCUUAGAAGUAAAGAGUGAUGACGGUAGUAAUAUUCCUGUUAUAGGUAGGACUGAGAAUGUCACCUCAGUUUCUGCUUAUUACUGGAGGCAUGAGUUAGAUAAUGCUCUCUUGGUAGGGAUUACUACUAAGGAUGGUAAUACGGCUACAUACUAUAGGAACAGUAAGGAUGGUAAGUGGCAACAGUAUAAACUUAGGGCAUCUUCUGGUCAUCCUAGUCAGGCUGAGUUAGAGUUGCUCAAUUGUGAAAUAAAUGACGUUGUUCAAAUAGAUGUUAGUAAGAUUGCUGAUUAUUGCCACGAACCUCUAGAUCCCAAAGAUUACCAUACUAAUAAGAAAGUAAAGGUUGUUAAAGUAGAUGAUCAUGGUCACCUUGGAAACUAUACUGCUUAUGAACAUACUCCAAAUCCAUCUGGAACAUUUAACAUUUCUGCAUUCAAUAAUGGAGGUACUCCUACAACUCUUAGUGGUUUGAGCUCAGGUUUGCCAAUUAGAAAUACUUCUAAAGUUACAAUAUUUAUCUGUCGGAACAGUUCAGAGCCGCUUCUUAUCCACAUGGAAGCCCUUAAUAUUUCAAGGAAAUGGUUUAAGAGAGCGAACAGCACUGGUUUGAUUGUAUCAUACGAACUAAAUGCCACUAUUCUCUCUGAUUCUCCAAAAAUACUAAACAUUCUUGAUACCCUUGACAGCACCUGUAAACCACCUUUAGUAACUAUAAACAUUUACAAUAGACCUAGUGCUGGACAAUCUACUACUUAUGGAGGUGCUUCUUACGCUAUAGCAAUUGGACACUGCGAUGGUUCUAUUCCAGAUUUCACUGAAUAUUCCCACACUGUAUAUGGUAGGAACUACUUUACACUCAAACAGGUGAACUAUAAUGAUAAACCUACUACUGGAAUUGUAAGUAGUCCUAUGUCUAGGGUUACUAAAGUAUCUGUUUAUUACUGGACUUCCCUAGAAACUUAUAGUAAGGAUACUAGUAGACCGCUUCUCGUCAAAGUUACUACUAAAGAACCAGGUGAAGAAGCUAAAGAAACCUACUAUGAGAAUGAAGGUCUUCCUAAUAAUACAGAAUGGAAGGAAUGGCGCCCAAACGAUCCGUCUUAUGAUCUUACAAAGAAACUUCAUCUUCUAAACUGCAAACUCAAUAGUGUAGUCAUCGUAGAUAUUAGUCAGAAGAAUGAUUAUGAUGCCUGUGUUAAGGAUAAUAAUCUGGAUCCUUAUCAUGGUGAAAGAAUGCAAGUUACUAAGAAUAAUACUUCCGGUAGUGAAAACCCUCUUGGAAGUUAUGAAGUUUAUGAGCACUUUCUCAAAACAGGUACCAAUGGGAAUAAGUUUCACAUAGUAUCUUUUAAGAAUGGGAAUUCUGACAUAAUACUACCUUUAAUUGGAGAAACUACUCUCACUAGACACAUUCUUGAUGUUGGCGAGAUUAAGGUAUAUCGGUGUGAUAGUGAUGAUAAGUCUCUUAUGGUAUACAUAAACACUGACGAUCCUACUGUUAAACAUAAAUGGUAUAAGAAUACGACUGGAGAAAUUCCUGGUAAUUGGGUACAUAUAGAUAAGUUAUCUAGUACUGCUCAGCAUGAAGAGGUCAAAAAGGCACUUGACACCAUUGAUAGUAGAUGUAAACCUCCUGAAGGUGAACAUGCUACUGCUGGAACUGCUCCUCAUGAUGGUGAACAAUCUGCUCAACCUAAAGAUCCUGUUCCUGAAGCUACUGCUGAAUCUCUUACUGGUCCUACCGUUGCUGCUACUAUAGGAUCAUGGGCUAUCUUUGGAGGCUCUACCUCUGGUACUCUUGCCGGGGCUGGAGGUCUUACUGGACUUGGUUGGUGGGCAUUUAAACGUUCUAAAGGAGACCCUUGGGUUAGGCAAAUAUGA